AUGUUUAGCCAGCGAAAUUCUGUCUACACUCCCUGGCCAAAGUCUGAAGAAUUUUCGAAAUGUUCUCAUUGUUUAAACACUUAUUUCACAAUGUCUUCUUCUCGGCAUAUUUACUAUGUCGCUCGUGAAAUGUUUCCCGCCUGUCUUUUGGCAGGUGUUGGAAUGGUAGUUGCGGGAUGUUAUAUUGAUAUGCUGAAGUCCUCCGGCACUUUAACUUCGAAAGAGGAAAGUAUUUUUGAGAUCAUUCCACCAAUUCUUGGACUGAAAGGAAAUUUAGAAGUUGCUCUUUCCUCUCGAUUAGCUACUGUGGUUCAUUUUCGAAGAAAGCUUAACGAACUAUCUUUCUGGUUGUUCACAACUACUCUGGCUUUUAUACUUGUUCUUGCUGUGUUUGCAAGCACAGUUAUACCUUUAGUGGUAAUAACGUUACAUAAAUCAUCGGGUACAUCUCAUUUCCCUGUUGAUCUUGUUCAUCUUAUCUGCAUUUCAUCAAUGACUUGCAUUUGUGCCACGUGUUUUAUAGGCGUUGUUGUUUACGCAAUAGUAUGUGCUUGCGUCUUUUGCGGAGCGAAUCCUGAUAAUGUUGCUCCACCCGCAGCCGCCGCUUUGGGUGAUCUUGUGACUGUUUUGAUUAUUUCACAUGUGAACUAUUACUUUAUCGUGCAUCCAACUUUGACUGUCACCGUUGCCGUGUGCAUGAUUUCUGUGGGUCUUAUUUUGAGUAUAUCUUAUUUAUUAUAUUAUUCAAAUGUCAACGUAUCUGGUGAUCUUCUCAGUCUUAUUAUUACACCUAAUACUUUUAAAGAAACUAUCAUUCCUUUAACUCUUGCAAUUAUCAUGAGUAGCAUUUGUGGGAAUAUAUCCGCCCGAUUUCUGAUGGAUUGGCCCAUUAUUGCGCGCCUUCAAGUCCCAAUAAAUGGUGUGGGGGGGAUUUUUGGUUCAAUGUUAAUUAGCAGAAUGACAACACGCCUGCAUUCAAUAACUUGUUCAAAAAAGCCUCCUCUGAAGGAGUCGUUCAUUGUUUCUCCAACAUCUGGUCUAGUCACAGUUGAAAAAGUCAACACUGUGAACUCUGAUAGAAAAUCUACAACUCAUGAUUCACAUUUCUACACAUCAUCUCAGUCAUUCGAAACAUUGGGAUCCUGUAGAAAAGUACUUGAAAUUCAUACUGAUGUUUCACGGGUAUCUAAACUUAUCAGAUUCCUGUGUGUCCCGUUACAUUUUACCUUAACUUUAGUCAGUUUAACUGUCAGUUAUUAUUUAAAACAGGAUAAUUCUCCAAAGAUCACAUCACCUCUGCAGUUUGACAUUUUAUUUCCUUACCUCAUUGCUGGAUUCAUACAGAUAUGCAUACUUCUCGAGUUUGCAAAAUGGAUUGUUUUAAAACUUUGGAAACAUUUACAUUCUACAAAACAUUUAAACUCUCAUGAUAAUGUUAUAUCCUUAGCAUCAAUUGAUUUCUCCGCUAUAGCUGUCACUACCGGUGCAGGUGAUCUGAUUGGAACAAGUUUAUUCAUUCUAUUUCUAUCUAUUAGUAAAUGGAUUAUAAGCGGUUGA
Molecule: messenger RNA, 1557 nt
Organism: Schistosoma guineensis
Lineage: Eukaryota; Metazoa; Platyhelminthes; Trematoda; Strigeidida; Schistosomatidae
Source: the annotation of a GenBank genome assembly